AUAAAUGACGAACACAUUCGCGGACCGGCUGCGUUACAAGAGUUUUGAAGCACGCCCGUUGGUGGAGCGCGGUAAACGCAACGGAGAGGCUGCUGGGCUAUGUAGUCUUUGGUCAUUUUAUUUUUUGUAGACGUGCCGAUGUGAAGCUCAGCACACGUGUGGUGAGAGCUGCGCAGCUCAACUGCGUGCGGGUACAGCGCCCCUGCCUCGCGAGCAAAGUGGCAGCAGGUAGAGAAGAUGGAUCUUGGCAUUAAGACAAAAAAUGGUGUUAUGCAGAGGGCUUCGUCUUUAUUCCAGCACUCUAGACCACAUCACUCCUUUAAUUUUUCAAAGACAAAAUCUCAGUUCACGGAAUGCAUUUGUGUGUGUGAAGACUGUGGUAAGAACAUCAGAGGACUGGCAGAGUAUGCCAAACAUAGGAGACGAGUGCAUGGGGUCCAUAAACCUUACACAUGUUCAUUUUGUCCAAUGACAUUUGCGCUUUAUUCCAGCCUGCAGGUCCAUAAUCAGACACAUGUAGCUCAACAGGCACAGAUAGACCAACAGAAUCGGGCCAACAGAAAGGAAAAACUGAGAGCAAACGCUAAAAACCAGAGUUUUGGCUCCACUGAAAAUGUAGCCCCCUGCCCAACUUUAAGCAAUACAAUUAAAGACAAGAAGUAUGCUUGUUCUUCCUGUGGGAAAGCGUUCUACAAAGCCUAUCACCUCCAGAGACACAAAGAAGUCCACUUAGUCAUGAAGCCUUUCACUUGUCUGGACUGUGGGAGAUGCUUUAGAAGAGCAAGUCAUAUGCAGAUCCACCAGCAUCAGCAUAUGAGACAGAACAUAUACUGCUGUAACUCCUGUGGUAAGGCUUUUUCUAAGAAAGAUGGGUUACUCUUUCACCAGCAGUCUUCUUGUAACCCUGCUGUGGAAAAAGAAGUACCACAGUCUGAAUUUGCUCACAAGUGUUCUUGCUGCUCAGAAAGCUUCGUGUCUGUUUCUCAGUUGAAAGUUCACCAACGCCGCUGCCACAACCUGGAAGAAAUAGAAGGUGCAGAGGUAAUGGCACGUGAGAGAAAAUUUGCUUGUUUGCAGUGCGAAAAGGCCUUCAGUUAUGCUUCAGGCCUUUCUCACCACAAGAGGAUUCACCACAGCACUGUGAAGAGGAAUGGUGUUCAGGUACUUCAGCGUUACGGUUGGUGUUACUGCACAUUAUGUGACAAGUCUUUUCGGCAUGCCUCAGGCCUUGCUCAUCAUAAGCGAUUCAAACACCACAAACCGGUUGAGACAAAUAACCCCAAGCCCAUGCAGAGGAAACAAUUCUCUUGUCAGAUUUGCCACAGUAUCUUUUGGCAUGCAGAAGACCUCUCAGAUCACAAGAAGCUGCACCACAGUCAAAAAAACACACCCAAAGAAGAUGAUGCUUCUUUAGAAAAUGGAAGCAGGUACCCUUGUCCAUUUUGUGAUCGUGUAUUUCGUCAUUCUUCCACACUUUCCCACCAUAAGCAACUCCAUGCAGAAAUGAAAGGCCCGUUCCGGUGCAGUGUUUGUACCAACUGCAUUGGCCAUUCUGGCUUACUGCGGCUUCGGUUGCAAAUGCGCAAGGCCAAUGGUAACCUCACCUACCACUGCUUGGUGUGCAGCCGGACUUUCUGUAUCAUAAAAAAAUUCAUUAAGCACUGCGAGAGGCAUCUUCAGCAGAACAGAACUGAUGAGAAACCAGACAGCCGAUGUCCACUGGAUUAAAUUAAGUGACUAAGAUCAUUUCAGAAAGCGUUAGGAAGUGACAGGUUUUGGAUUAUGGGCGUAAAGCUGAUAAACAACAGACCGCUUUUUGUUUGCAGUGAGCUUUAUUGAAUGGAACAGUAGUACUCUAGGAUGAGGUGAAAUGGGAGGACUCUUCCAAUAUCUGUCCCAGAGAGCCAUGUUGUCUGUAUGUCUCCAUUGCAGGCAGUCUAAAUUGAUGCUGAUUUUUAAGUUAUAAUUUAAUGCUUUGGUAUGGGCGUCAUUAUUUUUCUGCUUCAGCAGUCAUUUUGAAAUCUGAAAGACAAAGCAUUGAAUAUUUUUGCUUUUAUAGAUGGUUUAGGGAAUGUGAAUUGAGCUGGUACGAGUUCACAGCCUAAAGAUUUAUGGAAAAUAAAUCUUUGCAUUGCAGAAAAAGGGAUAAUACUGUUAUUUGCACCGUGUCCUGUUGUUUCUGAUAUUUUCAAAGUCUUUUAGGAAACAAGCAUGAACAGGAUCAUUCAGAACAGCCUUUCACCACUGCCAUAAGUUCCAGUACCCUUCUUGUUGACUUUCACAGUUGGUUCCUUUUGAUUCCAAAUUUAGUUUUAAAAAAGGAAAUGUGAUUGAGCAGGUGUUUUGCAUGGAUUGACUUCACAGUGAGAGAUUGGUUGUUAUACAACCCUGUUACCCUUUGGGUUAGAGGGUCCCAAAUUCAGUCCAGGGGACCCCAUUUGGCUGCAGUUUUUGGUCCAACCAGCAUCACAAUUGAUUUAUUUUAAUAUUUUGAUCUCAUUUAAUUAGCUGUGUUUUUUUUAUUUUUAUUUUUUUUUUGUACUUCUGCAUUUUUACAUUUAUAGGGCAUUUAGACAUACUUCUACAUUUGUUGUAGCUUUAAAGGCUUACGUAUUUUUUGUUGUUUUCCUAUUAUUUUGCCUUUUUCUGUGUAUUUUGCUCCCUUCAUUGUAUCCUAAUAAUGACAGUUAAAAAAAAACCACAGCAGACACUUAGGCAAACACUGAAAGAAGAAAGGCCGCAACUACUUCAGCGUCGGAACCACUAAUGUGCUCAAUGGUAAAUAAUGGCUUAAAUAUCCAGAACACCUGGAAAUGCAGAAUGAAAAACAGGAUGAAAAAAUAAUAAAACAAAAAACACUACAUUAUCCCCAUACAAGUGCUUGGUACAUUUAAAUAAACACAAAUCCAAAAAUUGGUUUUGGAAUUUAUACAUUUACCCUAAAACACAGAAACUGGAAAAUAACCACUUACUUAAUUAGGCUACGAGUCCAAUUGAAAACAUAGGUUGGAACAAAAACCCGCACCCACAGAGGUCCCCAGGGCCAAACUUGGGAACCUCUGCUUUAGAAUGAACAUUGGAGUUCACUAUUAUCACCGCUGGCUCCUAGGCUUAGCCUCAACAUUUUGUAAUUUGAAAUAGAAAUAGUUUAGUGUGUAAUAUUUCUUUUUGCCGUUUUUUUUUUAAUCAAAUGGGCAUGGAGUUUGCCUGUUCUCCCUAUGUCUGCAUGGGUUUUCUCCGAGUGCUCAAGUUUCCUCCCACAGUCCAAAGACGCGCAGUUUUGGUAGACUGACAAAUGUUUAGUGUGUGUGUUCAUCCUGCGAUGGGCUUGCAAUCUGUCCUGGGAUUGUUCCUGCCUUGUGCCCUAUGCUAGUUGGGAUAGGCCCCCGCAGACCUCCGUGACCCUGUUCAGGACUAAGCGGGUUAGAAAGUGACUGAUUUAAUCAAAUGGUUGUGUUCCAUUCAGAGUUUGUGGUUACCCAAGAAUGAAUGUUGAGUGGAGGAUCAUUUGGGUUUUAGAGGUGACAGU
Erpetoichthys calabaricus (reedfish) is the source of this 3529-nucleotide messenger RNA. Its product is annotated as zinc finger protein 135-like. Bases 238 to 1728 code for a protein of 496 amino acids. The record is from RefSeq and is a predicted model, not a curated record. Lineage: Eukaryota; Metazoa; Chordata; Cladistia; Polypteriformes; Polypteridae. Gene Ontology annotation, biological process: regulation of transcription by RNA polymerase II. The transcript is spliced from 2 exons. Gene Ontology annotation, molecular function: RNA polymerase II cis-regulatory region sequence-specific DNA binding; DNA-binding transcription factor activity.